AGUUGACCAUAUGCCGCAUAGCUCUAAACGGACGCUUGUGAUCAAUGGCUAGCAUAAAAACGGUUGUAUAAUAGUGACACAAAAUCGCAGUUGUACACAUUAUUGCGACCAUUUUUUGCACCCAUAACAAGGAGAUCUAGGAAGUCAAUAAAGUAUUGUAGUAUCGAGGUUACUAUAAUGAGCUAAAUAGCAAGUUGGCUAAUCACCAUUUCAUAUAUCAAUUAAUCUUGGUGGUACAUUUCUUGCAUUCUUUUGUGAACUGGUCUUUCUGUGGUUUGCAAAACGACUUUGUAAACAGCAUUUCUUGUGCUCAUUCACCAAUAUCUUUCCUCUUGCCACCAGGAAAGACAACUUAGCAAGCUCUAUGAAUAAAGAUAGCUACAGUCCCUGUUCGGGCCGGGCACUGCCCAGUUACUCGGAGAUGGCCUCGGAUUCACCCGAGUCUGUGGACUUGCAUUUCUUUCCCGACUCUGCUGAUGCACACAUUGCACCAGAAGUUGAAUUAAUAGGAUCUGGAUUGAUUUCUCCAGAUACAGAAAAGUUUCCUAUUCUACCUCCUAAAUCAGUAGUUGGAAGCAGAAUGUCAGACCCUCAUUCCCAUAAGAGCGUCGAGGGUUAUUUUCUCUCCCACAACGUUACCUCUUUCCUUGAAUGCAUAGUUCCUUUCCAGUCGGUACCAUCCAUAUCAAAUGAAUCCAGUUGGGCUGAUACUUUGUUGGAAAAGAAAUCAUCUCCAGCACAGAUCAACACUUCAAAGCCCAAGAAAAACUGUUACACCGUGAAGAAGCGCCCCAGACUUAGUGUAAGUCAUGAUUUGGAUAAAAUCAAUGGAUCAACCAAAGCUUCAAAAAGGCCUAAGACAAGUAGCAGUUUCUUUGGGAACAAGAUUCAGAACGCAGCUCCCUUUGCCCCUAGGGACACAGUUAUUCAAUAUCUAGACUACCAAAGGAGCAAUCGUAUUGUUAGAAAGCUUGGGAGCGGCUUUGAGAAGACCAAAAUGGAAAAGAAGCUCCAGAUUGAACCAUUUAGUAAUAAAGUGUAUGAUGGUAAUAAAGAAAAACUGAACCAGAAAUUGAACUGGACUGUUGAGCCUUACAAGCUAAAUUUGAAAAGAGCCAAACCUAACAAGAGUGUGAUUAAUUGGACAAGGAAGAAGUACCCCAUGAGUAAACUUUUGGAGACUAAACGGGGCCUUAUGGAACAAAAUCAGCAGGGAGCAAAAACAACUAAACUUAUGUGUGAAGCUGAAAUGAUUAGCAAACUCGCUUUCGAUAUUGAAGUGCCCUUAGAUUUUAACUGGGCAGAGAGUGGAGCUAGAACUGAUGCUGGCGAUGAUGAUUUCUUUUCCCACUUUCUGCGUAUGGACAAGAUCGAACCUUUAGUUGUAGAAAGCAAGAGCAGUAAAGCUGAUAGGUCCAAGGGAACUCAUGCUGUGGAGAAAUUUCAAUAUCUGUGAUGGUCCGCCAGAAUCGCAUAAAAGGAAAGACUGAAACAAGUAAUACGAACAUGAAGGAGAAACCUUAGUUAGUAUCUCUGUUAAAGAAGUUCUAGAUGUAGAAGCUAUUAAAAGGCUACCAAGCCGAUAUAAGUGACCCAGUAGACCCAUUGGUUUGGAUGCCAGUGAUGUCAACAGACUUAGACGUCCAAGACGUAUCAAGCCUAUCACUAACCUUGAAUAUUAAUAUUCUCUUCAAAGAAUGCCCCAGCUUAAACUCGUAUUGGUAACUAUGAUAAAAGGCAUGCACGCAAGUAUUUAAUUCCUGAAAGGAACCCUUGAUAUU
Molecule: messenger RNA, 1781 nt
Organism: Suhomyces tanzawaensis NRRL Y-17324
Lineage: Eukaryota; Fungi; Ascomycota; Pichiomycetes; Serinales; Debaryomycetaceae
Exons: 1
Coding region: 365-1456 (363 amino acids)
Source: RefSeq, a predicted model, not a curated record